AUGCUUGACAAGAUUGGGGGAAAACACGGGGCACACAAUGGCAUCACUGAAAUGUCUCGCUUGCAUCCCAGGCACCAAGCUGUCACACUCAACAUUGUUCAUGGUGCUUCAGGUUACCUCCCCUUGCCUAAAUUCCCCUUCGUGUAUGAGGUCUACAUCCAGAAAGUAAUGCCGGAACUCAACAUGUCAACGGAAACAUACGAGGCUUUCGACAACACGACCAAUCAGCUGUCGUUACGUCACAAGGUAGAGGGCGCUGUCACGAAGACAAUCAUCAAUGUCAGCAACAGGGAAGUCCACACAAUCAACAUGCAGGAAAGAACCUGUAAUGUAUCUGGACUUGGUGCGGGACACUUGUCGGAUCUAAUCGGCUACACGGCGGACGCUCUGGGGAAAGGGAAGAUAUCCUCCCUCGCGGGCAUAUUCGUGUACGACAAAAGCCACAACUACUCCUACAUGGGCAGUGACAUCAUCAGGGGCAUCCCGGUCAGGAAGUGGUCUGUCACCCACGUCAUUAUCGGCGGCGACAACAACAAGAACAUCAUCGUCAUGUGGUAUUUCUCAGACGCUAACGCCUGGGACACCGCCCUGAACUGGCCCUACACCCCCGUCCGGGCCACCGUUGUUGGGGAGGACAUCAGCGUGACGGACCCUCUGUACUACGAGAAUGUCUACAACUUCUUCCACUUCAAGAACUUCAUACAGUUCGAGGACGCAUUUCAGACACCUGAUAUGAUCACCUGCCCCGGUAGAACGCCAAAGAAAUCGUUCCCAGCUUUAGCACCUGCAGCAUCAUUUACAGCAGAAACAUGGGGCAACGUUCAUCGACACAUCACCUACUACAAGGCGGCCAUUGAGUUACUCAAGAGACCGUUUCCAAAUUGA
Molecule: messenger RNA, 885 nt
Organism: Haliotis rubra (blacklip abalone)
Lineage: Eukaryota; Metazoa; Mollusca; Gastropoda; Lepetellida; Haliotidae
Exons: 6
Coding region: 1-885 (294 amino acids)
Source: RefSeq, a predicted model, not a curated record